AUGCCUCGUUAUGUUUGGUUGAGCUGGACUUUGUUUGCUAUCCCCACAGUCUUUGUUUGCUGUCCCCACAGUGAUACUGAUCCAUCUGCUUCUAACUUAUAUGUUCCAGAUGCUGGGUGCUGCGAAUUUGCAUCGAACCUAGGCUCGAUGUUUGACAUUUCGAGCACACAGUUCUUUGGCGUAGUAAGACUUUGUGAGAGUUUCAAGCGAUGUACAUUCAGAGAUGGCAAUGAUCCAAUUGACGUGAUAUUCGGUUGCGCUGCCCUUGGAUCCUGUAGCUGUUCCAGCUAUAAGGUCCCGGUACAGCUUGCCAGCAGCGAUCGCUGCGCUAUGGUCUUGAUUUGUGAUAGCAGAAACUUGCAAAGGCUGACAAGUCUAGAAAAGACAGACCUUCGAAGUUAUUCUGGCACAUUUACUGAGGAUUCCGGGGUCAGUAUUGGCGUCCGAAGUUGA
This is a messenger RNA of Plasmopara halstedii, 453 nucleotides long. RefSeq lists its product as uncharacterized. NCBI's taxonomy places the organism in Eukaryota, Oomycota, Peronosporomycetes, Peronosporales, Peronosporaceae. The record is from RefSeq and is a predicted model, not a curated record. The transcript has 12 exons. Bases 1 to 453 code for a protein of 150 amino acids.